Molecule: messenger RNA, 1104 nt
Organism: Penicillium soppii
Lineage: Eukaryota; Fungi; Ascomycota; Eurotiomycetes; Eurotiales; Aspergillaceae
Exons: 4
Coding region: 1-1104 (367 amino acids)
Source: RefSeq, a predicted model, not a curated record
AUGUCGAAGACCAAAGUUUUGUUGGUCGGAGCAGCGGGUGAAACCGGAGGUUCUAUCGCCAACGGUCUGUUGGAUACCGGUGACUUUGAAGUCAUCGCUCUUGUUCGCCCUGUCUCCGCUCAGAAGCCAGCUAUCACGCGCCUCCAGGAACGGGGUUGUCAGAUUCGGAAAUGCGAUCUGAAGGCCUCCGAGGAGGAGCUCAUCGAAGCGUUGGCUGAGAUCGAUGUGGUCAUCAGCUGUGUCGGUCCCGCUGAGCAACAGGAUCAGAUUCCUCUCGCCAAAGCAGCUAAAAAGACCGGUGUGAAGCGAUUUGUUCCCUGUGGAUUCAUUACUGUCUGCCCUCCAGGCGGUGUUAUGUGGUUGCGAGAUGAGACUGACCUGGCUUCUGCCUUUUACAGAAAGAAAUUGUCUACAACCAGAUCCGUCAGUUGUGGAUUCCCUACACCAUCGUCGAUGUUGGUUGGUGGUACCAGCUGGCCUACCCCCGCCUCCUCCUCCGGGCGCGUCGACUAUGCCAUGACUUCUGGUAACGACGAGAUUAUCGGCGAUGGCAACAUGCCCACCGCCUUGACCGAUUUGCGAGACAUCGGUCGCUACAUGGCUAUGAUUAUCUCCGACCCACGCACCCUGAACAAGAAGAUUCUCGCCUACAACCUUGUCUCCACCCAAAACAAGAUUUAUGAGCUGAUGGAAGAACUCAGCGAAGAAAAGAUUGAUCGUAACUACGUCCCCGAGGAAACCAUCUGCAGCAGGGUUGUGGCGGCCCGGCAGGCUAGUGAAACCUACCCCUUCGACCCGAUCAAGUUUAUUCCUCGGUAUCUGGCCGAAUAUCAGCUCUCGUGGGGAAUCCGCGGCGAUAACAACCCCGAAUACGCCAAAUAUCUCGGCUACCACACCACACAGGAUCUGUACCCCGAGUUCAAACCUACAGACUUCCGCGAAUAUCUUGAGCAAGUUAUCCGCGGCGCAGCCAAGGGUGUUUACACUGAUCGCGUGAUCUCACGAAAGCAUCAGAGACAUUUCCCCCGUACCGAGUCCAGCGAUUCCCUUUACACACGCAUAUUCCCCCGAACGGAGUCGAGUGAUUCGCUCAUGUCGCGAUGA